Messenger RNA from Topomyia yanbarensis, 2421 nucleotides. Its product is annotated as cilia- and flagella-associated protein 52-like. Lineage: Eukaryota; Metazoa; Arthropoda; Insecta; Diptera; Culicidae. The coding region runs from base 94 to 2322 and encodes 742 amino acids. Gene Ontology annotation, molecular function: protein binding. The transcript is spliced from 7 exons. Gene Ontology annotation, biological process: cilium assembly. The record is from RefSeq and is a predicted model, not a curated record.
UUUCGUGUGCCUUGAUUCCAGACAAAUCAAUCAGCUUUUUUGUAGUUGAUAAUUUUGCUAAAAAACUCCAAAAGUGCAACUAAAAAUAAAGCAAUGGCUUCAGUAGGAGUAGGUGAGAUCCUUAAUUUAGAACCAGCUGCGAUUAUCGGUUUUGAUGGUCACGUCAUUGCUGGGUUGCGGAUCCAUCCAGACGGAAGGCACCUCAUCUUCCCACUGGGUAAUGAAAUCUCAAUCUAUGAACUGGAGACCAACAGGCAAACAUUCUUACGAGGUCACACCAAUACGAUUUCAACUGUGGAUAUUUCACCAAGUGGUAAGAUGGUCGCUUCCGGCCAAACAAACCAUAUGGGAUUUAGGGCUUACGUGAUCAUUUGGGAUUGGCAGAGUCGACAAGAGAUAUCCCGGUACGAGUUGCAUCGGGUUAAGGUGCAGUCGUUGUGCUUCACGUGCAACGAGCAGUAUCUUGUUAGUUUGGGCGGAAAGGACUGUGGAUCGAUCAUUGUUUGGGAUAUUGAGCAGAAUAUGGCUAUUUGUGGGACGAUUGCAACCAAAGAAACGACAGGUGAUGCGACAAAAGUUUGUGCGCUGAACAAGCGUUGGACCACUUUUGUCUCUGGAGGAGAUCAGAAUCUUCGCGUCUGGAACAUUGACCCGGAAAAAAAGCGCUUAAACGUGCUGGAUGUGGCUGUUGGUAAGUUAAGACGGGAAUUCACGGGUAUGCGGAUUACGGAUAACGAUGACAUUCUCUACGUUGGAACAAUGAGCGGAGAUGUCGUUAAAAUUGGAUUGAACGUCAGUUGUAGUCCUAUGCAGGACAAGAUUCCCAUUUUGUUGGGUUGCUUCGGGAAGCACAAUGCAAGAAAACCUGUCGGCAAAGAUUGCGAAAAGUAUCACUAUGGUGUGCGUGAUUUGUUAAUCUUACGCGACGGUAAACUGAUAAUUGGAGCAGGAGAUGGGACAAUUGAUAUGGUUCAGGAGAGGAAUGUUAACUUUAAAAAUUAUAAUAGUCCCACAUGGCCACAAUUAACUUCGCUUCAAUCCACUAAAGUCGGAGGAGUUAUAACAUCUCUCCAAAUUGUGAACAACUGUACACUAUUAAUCGGUACAAACGGCUGCGAGAUCUACUCACUUGAACUGAACAAUCUCUGUUCUAGUCUGAGAUUACUGAAGACUUGCCACACCAAUGCAGUCUAUGAUAUUGCCUUCCCUUACAACUUCUCCUUGGUGUUCGCCACAUCGAGUCACGAAUCGAUUCGAAUCUGGUCUACGUCACGCAUGCAGGAACUUUUGCGCAUUGUCGUUCCGAAUUUCGCAUCUUCCUCUAUUGUGUUCGCCCGCGAUGGAAAAAGUAUCAUCUCUGCUUGGAAUGAUGGAGUCAUACGAGCAUUCACUCCACUGACGGGAAAGCUAAUCUAUGCGAUACCGAAUGCCCACAACAAGGGUUGCUCGUCAUUGGCGGUAACGAGCAAUGGGAAAAUUCUGGUCAGUGGUGGUAUUGAGGGGCAGGUGCGAGUGUGGAAGAUCGAACCGUUCGUGCAGAGCAUGAUCGGUGUGCUGAAAGAACACUACGGACCGAUCGAAUCCGUUCAUAUCAACAAUUUCGAUACCGAAGUGGUUUCCGCUUCUAGAGAUGGAUCGUGCGUGAUUUGGGAUUUGAUUCGACUUACCCGGAAGCAUGUCAUCUUUGCUCACACGCAAUUCAUUGCGGCACAGUAUUACCCGACGGGUGUACAGAUAUUGACUGCUGGGUCUGACAAGUUGAUCGGCUACUGGGAAGCAUUCGAUGGCAGUUUGGUGCGGGAAGUGGAAGGAUCCAAAUCUGGACCAAUAAAUGCAAUCGACAUGAACAUGACCGGUGAGCACUUUGUUUCGGCCGGAACGGAUCAGAUUGUUCGAUUGUGGGAUUAUCAGCUAGGUGAGGAAGUGGCCGUCGGUAUCGGCCAUGCAAGUGCGAUCACAUCCGCGCGGUACAGUCCAAAUGGUAAAUUCUUAGUCACUGGUUCGACCGACGGAGGAAUUUUCGUGUGGACAGUUCCGGAGCAAUACCAGAUCAAAAUGUCACCUACAGGUCAAUGCAUGGACGUCACAGAUAGCAUAACGAAGAAACAGUUAAGAGCGAAAAAGUCCAACGAAAACGUGCGCCAACUAGAAUCGGCCCGAUCAGAUAGAUCCAGCCAAAUUGCAAAAUGCCCGGAUGUAGAUCUCACUGCCCAACCAACGAUCGAUCCAUGCGUGGACACGGCAUCACUCGUUGAUGACAAUGAGCAUCAAGAACUUUUGGAGACACGAUCUGUUCACUCCCAGAAAUCACAAAUAUUUUAGUGCUUUAUAUUUAUAUUGCUAACAUUAUAAUUGUAUUGUAUUUCUAUUUUAUACCGAGUUUUUUCCUCAAUAGAGAGCAAGGCUUUUAAUUAUAGAUGU